Messenger RNA from Cooperia oncophora, 273 nucleotides. Lineage: Eukaryota; Metazoa; Nematoda; Chromadorea; Rhabditida; Trichostrongylidae. The record is from the annotation of a GenBank genome assembly.
AUGAUGAGGCACGGUUACAUUGGAGAGUUCGAGAUUGUUGAUGAUCAUCGAGCAGGAAAAAUUGUUGUGAACCUCAACGGCCGUCUUAAUAAGUGCUCCGUUAUUUCACCACGUUUUGAUAUUAAGCUGAAGGAUAUCGAGCAGUAUACAACCAACCUGCUCCCGUCCCGUCAGUUUGGCUACCUCAUCCUAACCACAUCCGCCGGUAUUAUGGAUCAUGAGGAGGCAAGAAAGAAACACAUAGGAGGGAAGAUUCUUGGAUUCUUCUUCUAA